Molecule: messenger RNA, 2478 nt
Organism: Eptesicus fuscus (big brown bat)
Lineage: Eukaryota; Metazoa; Chordata; Mammalia; Chiroptera; Vespertilionidae
Gene: CDH20
Product: cadherin 20
Exons: 12
Coding region: 91-2478 (795 amino acids)
Biological process (GO): cell-cell junction assembly; adherens junction organization; calcium-dependent cell-cell adhesion
Cellular component (GO): catenin complex; plasma membrane; adherens junction
Molecular function (GO): calcium ion binding; cadherin binding
Source: RefSeq, a predicted model, not a curated record
AAUUGACAUCAUUACAAUGUGUUUUCCUUAACUUGACAGGAAGUCAACUUCAAGCACAUUGACUUGAAUUGGGAUCUCAUUUAGGAAGCAAUGAGCAAUGCAAAGAGCUGGCUUGGACUUGGCAUGUCCUUGUACUUCUGGGGAUUGAUGGACCUUACGACCACCGUUCUCUCGAGCACACCAACACCACCAGGCAAAUUAAAAGCGCUCCUGUCAGACAAGCCACAGUCACACUCAAGGACAAAGAGGAGCUGGGUUUGGAACCAGUUUUUUGUUCUGGAAGAGUACACUGGAACUGACCCUUUGUAUGUUGGGAAGCUUCAUUCAGACAUGGACAGGGGCGAUGGAUCCAUCAAAUACAUCCUCUCAGGAGAAGGUGCAGGCAUCGUGUUUACCAUCGACGACACCACUGGGGACAUUCAUGCCAUUCAGAGGCUUGACCGAGAGGAAAGGGCUCAGUACACUUUAAGGGCUCAAGCCCUGGACAGGCGGACAGGCAGGCCAAUGGAGCCGGAGUCAGAGUUCAUCAUCAAAAUCCAAGACAUCAAUGACAAUGAGCCCAAGUUUCUGGACGGACCUUAUGUUGCCAAUGUGCCAGAAAUGUCACCAGUGGGGACCUCUGUUAUCCAAGUGACAGCCACCGAUGCUGAUGACCCAACCUAUGGCAACAGUGCCCGGGUAGUAUACAGCAUUCUCCAGGGCCAACCAUACUUUUCUGUGGACUCCAAAACAGGUGUAAUUAGGACGGCACUCACGAACAUGGACCGAGAAGCCAAAGAAUACUAUGAAGUGAUUAUUCAAGCUAAGGACAUGGGAGGGCAACUUGGAGGAUUAUCUGGGACCACAACGGUCAACAUCACCCUCUCAGAUGUCAAUGACAACCCACCCCGCUUUCCCCAGAAACAUUAUCAGAUGAGUGUACUGGAAUCGGCUCCCAUUAGCUCCACUGUGGGGAGAGUGUUUGCCAAGGACUUGGAUGAAGGAAUCAAUGCAGAGAUGAAGUACACUAUUGUGGAUGGAGAUGGUGCUGAUGCCUUUGACAUUAACACAGAUCCCAAUUUCCAAGUUGGCAUCAUAACUGUGAAGAAGCCCCUGAGUUUUGAAAGCAAGAAAAGCUACACCUUAAAAGUGGAGGGAGCCAAUCCUCACCUAGAGAUGCGGUUUCUGAACCUGGGCCCCUUUCAGGACACAACCACAGUGCACAUCAGUGUGGAAGAUGUGGAUGAGCCCCCUGUAUUUGAACCUGGCUUUUAUUUUGUGGAGGUACCUGAAGAUGUGACUAUUGGAACAACCAUACAGAUCAUUUCUGCCAAGGACCCAGAUGUGACCAACAACUCAAUAAGAUAUUCCAUUGACAGAAACAGUGACCCUGGAAGAUUCUUCUAUGUUGACAUUACAACAGGUGCCCUAAUGACCGCAAGACCCCUUGACCGGGAAGAAUUUUCUUGGCAUAAUAUCACUAUCCUUGCUAUGGAAAUGAACAAUCCCUCCCAGGUUGGAAGUGUUUCUGUCACAAUCAAAGUCUUAGAUGUGAACGACAAUGCUCCAGAGUUCCCCAGAUUCUACGAAGCCUUUGUCUGUGAGAAUGCCAAAUCAGGGCAGCUGAUCCAGACAGUGAGUGCAGUGGACCAUGAUGACCCACACACUGGUCAGCACUUCUACUACAGCUUGGCUCCCGAUGCUGCUAACAACCCCAACUUCACUGUAAGGGACAACCAAGAUAACACUGCCCGCAUCCUAACCAGGAGGUCUGGCUUCCGGCAGCAGGAACAGAGCAUCUUUUACCUGCCAAUUCUGAUAUCAGACAAUGGGCAGCCUGUGCUUAGCAGCACAGGCACACUGACUAUCCAGGUGUGCAGCUGUGAUGACAAUGGCCACGUCCUGUCCUGCAGCCCUGAAGCCUACAUGCUCCCAGUCACUCUGAGCCGGGGUGCCCUCAUCGCCAUUCUGGGCUGCAUCUUUGUCCUAUUAGUGCUGGUGCUGCUGAUCCUGUCCAUGAGGAGGCACCGGAAACAGCCCUACGUCAUCGACGACGACGAGAACAUCCACGAGAACAUCGUUCGCUACGAUGACGAAGGCGGCGGCGAGGAGGACACGGAGGCUUUUGACAUCGCGGCCAUGUGGAACCCGCGGGAGGCGCAGGUGGGCGGCGCCCCCAAGACGCGGCAGGACAUGCUGCCCGAGAUUGAGAGCCUCUCCCGCCACGUGCCUCAGACAUGCGCCGUGAGCAGCACUGUCCACAGCUACGUGCUGGCCAAGCUCUACGAGGCCGACAUGGACCUGUGGGCCCCUCCCUUUGACUCCCUGCAGACCUACAUGUUCGAGGGGGACGGCUCGGUGGCGGGGUCACUGAGCUCCCUGCAGUCAGCCACAUCAGACUCGGAGCAGAACUUCGACUUUCUGACAGACUGGGGGCCCCGCUUCCGGAAGUUGGCCGAGCUCUACGGAGCGUCGGAGGGGCCAGCAUCCCUGUGGUGA